AUGUUCAAUCCCAAACCCUUGGAGAACCUUAGUGACUAUUAAUGUUUCUUAAAUCAUUGCAUACCAAUAUGUGCUGUAAAUAUGCAACCAGGCUUAACCUCAGAUCAAAGAUUUGCUUGUAAAAAUUGCAUAGAAGUGACUCAUCUCAAUGUGAGCCCAUUAAAUAAGAUUAUAGAAACUAUAGAAAAACCAAUUAAAUAGAAAUUAAACUAGUAUGAAGAAGUCAUAACCCCUCAACUAGAUUUACUCAAAUAAUUUUAUGGCAAUAUCUCUCUAAUGGAAUCUAGUAUUUUACAAUAGCUGGAUUAACUGACUAAAAUUGUAAACAAUUGGAUAAUUAGCAUUAAGUAAAAAGGAGAAUAAAUAGCUCGCUACAAAUUUUUCGAUUAAUUGGAUCUUUUAAUAAAUUACCAACAGCCAACAAAUGAGCUAGAAGAAUAAACAAGCUAUUGUGAAUUGAAGAAAAUUAACAAAAGUUAAGGUAAAAAGCUAAAUUCAUGUUUGGAUCCAUUCAAAUCCUUUUAAGGGUAUACUAACCUCCAAAAAUUAUUGAAACAAAUACUUCGAAGCCAAAACGAAGUUGAUUAAAAAGAAAGUCCCUAGUUUUAAUAACAAAAAUAAUAAUUUUCAUUAUCUUAACAGAUACAAUUAUCAUUAGAAUCAGAACCCUUACAAUAAUAUAAUUAAUAGAUACAGUCAUAUCCUUUAGUAAUGGAAUCUAGUCUUGGUAGUUCGUUUUCAUAUCAAAUUAUCCCAAAAUUUACUUACGAAUAAGGAGAAUUAUGCCAAGCCUUGGCUAUCAAUUACAAUAAUACUCUAAUUGCCAUUGCUUCGGAAUGCAACAUAAACAUCCUAACAGUUAAUUAAUCCUUAAAUAAUCAAGAAGAAACAAAACUUUUACAAAGUUUAGAAAGGAAUCACAAAAAUCAUGUGACGACUCUAAAUUUCUUUAAAAAAGCCUCAUAAAUGUUAAACUCACUAGUUUCAGGGUCUUUAGAUUCCACAAUCGUAAUUUGGACUCCAGAUCAAAAAUUUACAAAAUGGAAUGCACUAUUCAAAUUAAAAAAUCAUGCUUAUGCUAUAAACUGUUUAAUAAUCAGUUAAUCUUAAGAAGAUUUUAUUGUAAGUGGAUCUGCAGAUAAAACUAUUAAAUUUUGGUCACUGACUAAAUUAAACUCUUGGUCUUGUUCAUAAACAAUUAAAGAACAUACUUCAUAUGUAUACGGAUUAUCCAUUAAUGAGUAAGGGAAUAAACUACUCUCUUGCGGAAAUGAUAAUUAGAUUCUAAUUAUCUAUAGAUCUUAUUAACAGUUAUGGCAAGUAAAAUAAAAGAUUCAAAAUGGUGGAAUAAGUGUAUCAUUUAUAACAGAUAAAAUUUUUGCUUGUUCGUCUAUGGAAGGAACAUCUUUGAUAUUUUAUUAUAUGGAUUAAGAAAGUGGUUAAUAUAUCCAAUCAAAUAUAUUUUAGAUUUAAACAGGAGGAAAAGGAAACACACUUUAUUUUCCUUUGUAUUACAAUCAAUCUAGAAAUAUACUCUUAUCAAAAAGUGGACAUUAUGUGAAUUUAAUUAAGUUGGCUAUAAAUCCUCCUUUAGACAAUAAAGUUAUAUUAGAAUAGGCUAUCUUUUUUAUUUAGAAUAUGAUUUUUGGUGCAAUGAGUGAUGAUGGGGCGUUAUUGGUAACAUGGGAUUCGAAAUCAAGUGAGAUUUAAUUUAGAAAAUAUUAUUAGAAGUUGUGA
Paramecium octaurelia is the source of this 1737-nucleotide messenger RNA. NCBI's taxonomy places the organism in Eukaryota, Ciliophora, Oligohymenophorea, Peniculida, Parameciidae. The record is from the annotation of a GenBank genome assembly.